GAAAGCGACGUCGGGGUCAAUGAAAACAAACGGGGAGCCUAGGGAAGGAAGGCGGGCGAGGAGGAGGCCGCGCCGGGGCGCGGGAGGAGACAGCAGGCCGCGGAAGGGCGAAGGAAGGGCGGCGGCGGCGGCGGUGGUGGUCGCGUGUUGGGGGUCGCCGCCGCCGAGGCCGGCCCGGGGAUGUCCGCGCCCGCGCCGGGCGGCGCCCGAGCUCCACGCGACGCCCGCCGUCCCGGCCUCUGAGGGCCGCCACGUCCCGGCGGCGCGUGCGGCCCGAGGGCGGUUUCGGGCCGGCGGGGGCUCCGUGGAGGGGCCCGGGGGCAGGAGGCCCCGCGCCCACCCCGUCAGCGCGGCCGGGACCGCCAGGAGGAUGCGCGCUGCCGGGCUCUGAAGCAUGGAGGGGGUUCUGUACAAGUGGACCAACUAUCUCACAGGUUGGCAGCCUCGCUGGUUUGUUUUAGAUAAUGGGAUCCUAUCCUACUAUGAUUCACAGGAUGAUGUUUGCAAAGGGAGCAAAGGAAGUAUAAAGAUGGCAGUUUGUGAAAUUAAAGUUCAUCCAGCAGAUAACACAAGAAUGGAACUAAUCAUUCCGGGAGAGCAGCAUUUCUACAUGAAGGCGGUAAAUGCAGCUGAAAGACAGAGGUGGCUGGUUGCUCUGGGGAGCUCCAAGGCAUGUUUGACUGACACUAGGACUAAAAAAGAAAAAGAAAUAAGUGAAACGAGCGAAUCUCUGAAAACCAAAAUGUCUGAACUUCGCCUCUACUGUGACCUCCUAAUGCAGCAGGUUCAUACAAUCCAGGAAUUUGUUCACCAUGAUGAGAAUCACUCAUCUCCCAGCAUAGAGAACAUGAAUGAAGCCUCUUCUCUGCUUAGUGCUACAUGUAAUACAUUCAUCACAACACUUGAGGAGUGUGUGAAGAUAGCGAAUGCCAAGUUUAAACCUGAGAUGUUUCAACUGUCCCAUCCGGAUCCCUUGAUUUCUCCUGUGUCUCCUUCUCCUGUUCAAAUGAUGAAACGUUCCAUCAGCCACCCUGGUUCCUGCAGUUCAGAGAGGAGUAGCUGCUCUGUCAAAGAACCAGUACCUGCACUUCACCGACUCUCCCGACGCCGAAGAACCUACUCGGAUACAGACUCUUGUAAUGAUAUUCCUCCUGAGGACCCAGAUAGACCUGUUCACUGUUCAAGAAAUACACUUAAUGGAGAUUUGGCAUCAGCAACCAUUCCUGAAGAAAGCAGACUUAUGGCCAAAAACAACUCUGAAAAGGAAGAUCCUCUUCCAUCGUUCACUUCCUGAGGAAACUGAAGUGUUCAACUUCCUCUAAGUAUUGCUAUGCAAAAGCUGCUGUAAUUAAACCUGUCAUAGGGAGUAGUUUUUCCCUCUACUUAGGAUUUCUCUGCACUUUAUAGAAUAUUGUAAAACAGACAAACAAAAACAACCCACAUACUUUUGAAGUGUAUUUUAUCUUUAUAUCGUUUAUUUGCAAGAGUAUUUUCCUAAUAACUUCACAGUAUGAAUGUGCAUCUUUUUUUUUUUUUAAAUAAAUGAUGGUGUAACAUUUUGACAUCCAUAAGGACAGAUAUUUUUCUAAAAAAACUGUGAGGGACUGACAGCUUGUCAGUUUGUAUUGUAGCAUAUAAAGAAGAAAUUUCACAUGGUUUCAGUUUGACCAAGGUGUGAUAUAUGUAACUUGUGCCAUGGACCAAAAGGUCACUUUACCCUAGAUUUAAAUGAGUUACGAUAGCAGUUUGAUGGUGAUUGUAUUAUAUUCCUUUAAGCAAAAAGGAAACACUUAAUAUUCUUAAUAUCUUUAGCCCAAAUACCAUGACAUGUUGAGCAUUUUAAAAAAUCAGACUGUGUUGUCCUUCAUAUGUGAAGUUGAUUGACACUACUGAUUUGUCAAUACCAAAAAUUGGGUUAAAAUAUUUAAUUUUUAUUUAUUUAUUUUGUUGCAUCAAAAUAUGACUGCAUUCUAACUUCUAUGACCUACCAAAUUUAAGAUAUGUAUACAUUGUUAUUUACACUGUUCUACAAAAGAGGCUAAUGUUAUAGUGACUGUGCUCACUUACACCAGAGAAAUAAAUGAUUGUCAAUGGAAGAGGAUUUUAGUGCUUCUUCUUUUUUUUUUUUUCCUAAAAUAGACAUUAAGCUGCUGUUGUAAGGUAUUGUUUGCAACUCUUUAGAAUAUUUAGAGACAUUUUUAUUUAUGAAUAUUUAUAUACAAAAAAGGAAUUCUGUCAAGGUGACUGUUCUAUAUCACUUGAGAAUGACAUUAUUUAAUUAAAGAGCAAAUAGCAUUUAUUGGUAGUGUCUGUCCAUAUCUGUUGUCAGUAUUUACCUGGUAAUCUGUUUUUUUUUUUAUUUUUUAAUUUUACUUUGGGAUGAUAGUUUUGUUCAAGGUUUUAAAUGAAAAGCACUUUAAACAAAUUGGAUUGAUGUUUUUAAGUUAAUCAUGUUUAAUAAAUACAUGGUUUUACAUUUAAACUCAUCAUAUAAUACAUUGUAUUUUUUAUAUUCA
Molecule: messenger RNA, 2516 nt
Organism: Castor canadensis (American beaver)
Lineage: Eukaryota; Metazoa; Chordata; Mammalia; Rodentia; Castoridae
Gene: Plekha3
Product: pleckstrin homology domain containing A3
Biological process (GO): endosome organization; retrograde transport, endosome to Golgi; receptor recycling
Cellular component (GO): recycling endosome; trans-Golgi network; early endosome
Source: RefSeq, a predicted model, not a curated record